Messenger RNA from Malus domestica (apple), 942 nucleotides. RefSeq lists its product as uncharacterized. Lineage: Eukaryota; Viridiplantae; Streptophyta; Magnoliopsida; Rosales; Rosaceae. The record is from RefSeq and is a predicted model, not a curated record.
AUGCUCCUAUCACCUGCACUUGGUUUCAAAACUUCAAUGUUUGAUACGAGUCUCUUUAUAAAGGUGGAUGGGAGUGAUGUCAUUCUGCUUCUCUUGUAUGUUGAUGACAUAAUUUUAAAUGGCUCUAAUUGUGAAAAGAUUCAAUCAGUCAUUGAUAGCCUUGCAGAUGUCUUUGACUUAAAAGAUAUGGAUGGUUCUUUGUUUGUGAAUCAGUCAAAGUACACUAAGGAGUUGCUAAAAAAGGCUGGAAUGAAGCACUGUAAACCAACCACAACACUUUCCAAACCUCAUUCGCAAUUAUUGACAACUGAGGGAACACCAUUAUCGGAUCCUACACAUUAUAGGAGCUUGGUUGGUGCAUUACAGUACCUGACAUUUACUGGACUGAAUAUUGCACACUCUGUCAAUGUAAUGUGUCAAUAUAUGACUAAUCCUUCUGAUUCACAUUUGCAUUUGGUGAAGAGAGUUAUGCGGUAUCUUAAGGGCACAUUAGAUUAUGGUUUGCAAUAUACUCCAUCUUCGAAUUUUCAACUUAAUGCUUACUCAGAUUCUGAUUGGGCAACUGACAUCAAUACGAGAAGAUCCAUUACUGGUUAUGUGGUCUACUUGGGUUCAAAUUCGAUAUCGUGGCAGUCAAAGAAGCAGUCCACAGUAUCUCAAAGUUCCACAAAGGCCAAGUACAAAGCCUUGGCACACUGUGCUGCAAAUGUGUUCUGGAUUCGAUCUGUUCUUCGAGAUGUUCAUCAAGUUCUUACUCAGCCUCCUACACUACACUACAUUGUCACGGAUGUGUUCACUAAAGGUAUCCACAGUCCAGUGUUUAUUCAACACUGCAAUAAUCUUCAUCUUGGAGUAUCUGAUGACGAACAGGAACAUUCUCCAAAUACAUCAGUUUCUAUUACAGAAUCCAACAACUCAACAACCUCAACCAGUCAUUGUUAG